Olea europaea var. sylvestris is the source of this 1077-nucleotide messenger RNA. RefSeq names its product CENP-B homolog protein 2-like. The transcript is spliced from 2 exons. Gene Ontology annotation, molecular function: DNA binding. The coding region runs from base 1 to 1077 and encodes 358 amino acids. NCBI's taxonomy places the organism in Eukaryota, Viridiplantae, Streptophyta, Magnoliopsida, Lamiales, Oleaceae. Gene Ontology annotation, cellular component: nucleus. The record is from RefSeq and is a predicted model, not a curated record.
AUGUCUGGAGAAAUUAUCCAACGAAAAGCAAAAGAGUUUUUGCAAAAAAUGUAUGGUGAAACUAAUCCAGAAUUCAGUUUUUCUAGUGGAUGGUUAGAAUGUUUCAAGGCAAGAUAUGGAAUCAAAUCUUACCGACGUUUUAGUGAAAGUGGUUCAGUUAUCAUGGAGAACAUUGAAAAUGCUUUACCUAGAAUACGAUCAAAACUAGACCAAUUUCAGUUGAAGGAUAUUUACAAUAUGGAUGAAAUUGGAUUAUUUUAUCGAUUGGAAGCUGAUCAUUCACUUGCUACCAAAUGCUUUAAAAAUGUAAAGAUGAACAAUCUUAAUUGCAAGUAUCGAUCCAACAAGAAAGCUUGGAUGACUGACUUGCUUUUUCAAGAUUUUGUUGGUUGGUUUGAUAAGAGAAUGAAUGGCAGGAAGGUUCUCUUAAUAGUAGACAAUUGCCCAACUCAUCCAAAGGUAGUUGAAAGCUUGAGAAAUGUAGAGUUAUUUUUCUUACCUCCUAACACAACGUUUAAGAUUCAACCAUGUGAUGUUGGGAUUAUUCGAGCAUUCAAAGCUCAUUAUCGUCGUCGCUUUUAUUCUAGCAUCUUACAAGGCCUUGAGGUUGAAGCACUAAAUUCUGAAAAAAUUAAUAUUUUGAAUGCUAUUAAUUUUGCUAACAUGGCUUGGAAUUUUGAUGUGAAGACAACAACAAUUGCAAAUUAUUUUUGGCAUUGCAAGAUUCGGUCAGAAGAAAACAAUGUUCUCGAACCAGAAGUUGGUGAAUUAGAUGAAGGUAUCCAAGGAUUAAAUGAUGUCAUCUCUAAUUUACACUAUAGAAAUGUGAUGGAUGUUGAACAUCUUUUGAACUAUCCUAGCGAGAAUGAUGCAAUUAUGGAAUCACCUAGAGAUGAAGAAAUUAUUCAAUUGGUAAUGAACAGUAAUGAUGAUGAGAAUGAUCCUGAACCAGAUGAUAGUAGUGUUGUCCCAAAUGUGUCGUCAAAAGAGUCAUUUCAAGCAAUAGUCACCUUAAGCAACUACUUGCUAAAACACGAGCAAAAUAUUACGGAAGUUGUGUAUGCUCUACAAAAUUAA